This is a messenger RNA of Drosophila ficusphila, 1207 nucleotides long. RefSeq names its product lipase member H. NCBI's taxonomy places the organism in Eukaryota, Metazoa, Arthropoda, Insecta, Diptera, Drosophilidae. The record is from RefSeq and is a predicted model, not a curated record. Gene Ontology annotation, molecular function: lipase activity. The transcript has 3 exons. Bases 1 to 1125 code for a protein of 374 amino acids.
AUGAGAGCAGAAUUCACCAUGCAGAAGAGCACAGCGAUCAUAGCCAUCUGCCUGAUUUGCCAAACUUUGGCAGUGGAGGUUAAAGAAAAGGCAACGCUGCCCGUGAAUAUUGAUACUGUGCAAAAAAAUAAUUUAAAACUGCUGACCGAGCAACUCAACAGGGGUUGGAGAGCCUUCUGUGAUGCUCCCGUGGAUGAGGGUGUGAUGUCCCUUUUCCAGGGAAUAAAUCCCAGCGAUGCCCGAAUCCAUGUGAUGACCAUCACCAACCAAAGUGUGGAGCUGCCCAUCAAAUCCCUGUCGCAAGUCAAAGAUUUCGAUAUCAAUCCGGAGCGUAAGACCCUCAUCUAUGUGAAUGCCUUCCACACAGCCGAUAGUUAUUUUAGUGUCCAGGAGCACUUGACUUUGCUGCAGAACAGCAGAAGGGAUCUCAAUGUGAUAUUAGUUGACUUUGCCAAGGAUGUGGCUCAGUUGUACUAUGCAGUGCGGCAUCAUCUCUCCGUUGAUGGAUAUUUUGUGUAUAAACUUCUGCGGGCUCUAAAGGAUGCGGGCAUUGCAAUGGAUGAUAUUAGUUUGGCAGGACACUCGGUGGGUGCAAAUAUAGCGGCUUUGGGGGCGCAACUUUUUGCCAAGGAAAACAAACAAUUGGUGGGUCAACUGAUAGCCAUUGAUCCCGCCACCAUGUGUCGCACCACCGAUAUUUUGGUGAAACAGAAUGUUGCCACAAGGGUGGUGGUGAUUCACGGUGAGGGUGAUGUUUUUGGGGUGAGGGUUCCUCUAGGACACAUUGAUAUUUAUCCAAAUGGCAUUGGGUAUUUCCCAAGGAGAAAACUUCAACCAGGUUGUGAGUCCAAGAUCUGCAGUCAUAUGUAUCCUUUUGUUCUCUUUAUGGAGGCCCUUAUUGAAGGUGUGAUGAUCCCUGCCACGAAGUGCGAGAGCUGGGCCAAAUUCCGGCAAGGGGAUUGCAAUUUCAAAAACACGAUCAACAUUGGUCUUAUUUAUCCUGCUAAUGCCAAGGGUCUGUACUUCUGCUUAACUCAGCCAAAUCCUCCAUUUACCUACAUGGAACAUGGCUUGAGAUAUAAAGCGAGACGUUUUGAGAAGCCUAUUGAUAAGAAAUUAUCCUAAGCCUUAAGUUAAUUUGUAAAAAUUGUAAUUGUUUUUAAGUUGGUUAGUUAAUUUAUUAAAAUAUAUUUCGGUAAGUCAACAA